This is a messenger RNA of Talaromyces rugulosus, 4869 nucleotides long. RefSeq lists its product as uncharacterized. Lineage: Eukaryota; Fungi; Ascomycota; Eurotiomycetes; Eurotiales; Trichocomaceae. The record is from RefSeq and is a predicted model, not a curated record. Gene Ontology annotation, cellular component: microtubule; kinesin complex. Gene Ontology annotation, molecular function: microtubule motor activity; microtubule binding; ATP hydrolysis activity. Gene Ontology annotation, biological process: microtubule-based movement; cytoskeleton-dependent intracellular transport. The transcript has 2 exons. Bases 1 to 4869 code for a protein of 1622 amino acids.
AUGCCUCCAGGCGGCGGUGGUAAUAUUAAGGUGGUGGUGAGAGUGAGACCUUUUAACAGUCGAGAAAUCGACCGAGGCGCAAAAUGUAUCGUGCAGAUGAAAGGGAACCAGACUGUCCUCAGCACACCUCCGGGUGCCGAAGAGAAGCUUCGCAAAGGUGGCGCUAAGGGUGCUGUGGACGGUCCCAAGAUAUUUGCCUUUGAUAGGUCAUAUUGGUCAUUCGACAAAAACUCCCAAAACUACGCCGGGCAGGACAAUUUGUUCGAUGAUCUCGGAACACCGCUCCUUGAAAACGCAUUCGAAGGCUACAACAAUUGUAUUUUUGCGUAUGGCCAGACAGGUUCCGGAAAGUCCUAUUCUAUGAUGGGCUACGGCAAGGAGCAUGGUAUCAUACCGAAUAUUUGUCAGGACAUGUUCAACCGGAUCGGUACAAUACAGCAGGACAAGCAUCUGACCUGUACCGUGGAAGUCUCUUACUUGGAAAUUUACAACGAGCGCGUUCGCGACUUGCUCAACCCCGCAAAUAAGGGCCACCUCAAAGUUCGAGAACAUCCUUCAACCGGUCCUUAUGUGGAGGAUCUCUCCAAGCUGGUUGUACGCUCAUUCCCAGAAAUUGAAAAUUUAAUGGACGAAGGAAACAAGGCUAGGACGGUAGCCGCAACAAACAUGAACGAAACCUCAAGUCGAUCGCACGCAGUCUUCACACUCACCCUAACGCAAAAGCGCCACGAUGCGGAAACGAGUAUGGACACGGAAAAGGUUGCCAAAAUUAGUCUGGUCGAUUUGGCAGGUUCUGAAAGAGCAACAUCUACAGGAGCCACAGGCGCUCGGCUCAAAGAAGGAGCGGAAAUCAAUCGCUCUCUUUCGACGCUGGGUCGUGUCAUUGCAUCCUUGGCCGACCUUUCAUCCGGAAAAGGAAAAAAGGGAUCAAUGGUUCCUUACCGUGAUUCAAUUCUUACUUGGCUUCUGAAAGACUCGCUAGGUGGUAACUCGAUGACGGCAAUGAUAGCAGCAAUUUCGCCUGCAGACAUUAACUUUGAGGAAACUCUCGGUACACUCAGAUACGCUGACUCGGCCAAGCGCAUCAAGAAUCAUGCAGUGGUCAAUGAGGAUCCAAAUGCUCGUAUGAUACGAGAAUUGAAAGAAGAACUGGCCCAAUUGAGGAGCAAACUUGGUGGUGGUGCAGGCGCAGCCGCCGGAGGCGCUACGAUGGAAGAGACGUAUCCUCCUGAUACACCCUUGGAGAAACAGAUGGUGUCUAUUGCACAGCCCGAUGGUUCAAUCAAGAAGGUUAGCAAAGCUGAAAUUGUCGAGCAACUUGAUCAGAGUGAGAAGCUAUACAAGGAUCUCAACCAAACUUGGGAGGAGAAAUUAGCAAAAACAGAAGAAAUUCAAAAAGAGCGCGAGGCUGCUCUGGAAGAACUAGGAAUCAGUAUCGAAAAGGGGUUUGUCGGUCUCAGCACGCCCAAGAAGAUGCCUCACUUGGUCAAUCUUAGCGACGAUCCCCUGUUGACAGAAUGUCUCGUGUAUAAUAUCAAACCAGGCCAAACCAGAGUUGGAAACGUCGACCUGGAUCACACCGCGGAGAUACGUCUCAACGGCUCAAAAAUCCAACAACAGCAUUGUAUUUUUGAGAAUGUUGACAAUGUAGUCACCCUGAUUCCCAGCGAAGGGGCAGCGAUUAUGGUUAACGGUACGCGGGUUGAGAAACCAACGCGCCUGCGAAGUGCUUGUCGGAUCAUUCUUGGCGACUUUCAUAUUUUCAGAUUCAAUCAUCCAGAAGAGGCUCGUGCAGAAAGAGUAGAACAAAGCCUUUUGCGCCAUUCCAUCACCACAAGCCAAUUGGGCUCACCAGCUCCCAACAGGACACAUGAUCGCACUAUGAGCAAGGCUGGUUCGGAAAUUGACGACUCAAGCAGAGCCGAUUCGCCCGUCCCUCACCGAAGCGGGAGAGACUCGGAUUGGUUCUAUGCCCGCAGAGAAGCCGCCAGUGCGAUCCUUGGCCCUGAUCAGAAGAUCUCUGACCUCAACGAUGACGAGUUAAACACACUUUUCGAUGAUAUCCAGAAAGCCCGCGCUGUUCGUCGGGGAUUGCUGGAGAAUGAGGAGGAUUCGGAUUCACUUAGCUCGUUUCCCGUUCGAGAUAAAUACAUGUCUAAUGGAACUAUUGAUAAUUUUUCUCUUGACACUGCAAUCACCAUGCCUGGUACCCCUGGGCAUGCUGAUGGAGAAGAGGGCGAUUCGACACUGCAGGCAGCACGAGAUGAUAUGCAGCGUCAAUUAGACAAACAGAAAGGCGAGUUUCAAGAAAAACUCAAGGCAGAUGCAUCUCAUGCAGAUGGUGAAGAACUUCGCCAACAGAAGACUCACAUGGAAGAAGCUUUACACACUGCCAAGGCACAAUUCGAGCAACAGCUUAAGAAACAGAAAGAGCAGUAUGAAACGCAUAUCAAAGAGAUGGGUCACCCCAUCCCAAAGAUCGAUGAGAAUGGCUUUUCUCAACUUGAGCCGCAGGAAAUUGAGGUCGCCAAGUCUGUUGUUAGUCACUGGUCCAAACGGAAUUACGUGCGCAUGGCCGAAUCCAUUCUACAGCACGCUUCGUUGCUGAAGGAAGCUCAAGUAAUGAGCCAAAUUAUGGACAAAAAUGUGGUCUUUCAGUUUGCUAUCAUUGACCAUGGCCAUAGUAUGGUAUCCUCCUAUGAUUUGGUCCUUAACGGUAUCUCUGGAGAGGACGACGAUGCAUUAGAUGAAUCAAAGAAGCCUUGUGUCGGAGUUCGGGUCAUCGAUUUCAAGCAUUCUGUGGUUAAUAUCUGGUCCGUUGAAAAGCUUCAAAAACGAGUGCAGUCUAUGCGUCAAAUUCAUCAAUACAUUGACCGCCCAGACUAUAUUCAACAUUUUAGGCUCGAGAACCCCUUUUCGGAAACAUGUCCGACACAAUAUUCGUUGGUUGGCGAUGCAGACGUCCCUUUGACUGCAGUUUUCGAGACUCGAGUUCAAGACUUUUCUCUCGAGGUGCUAUCCCCUUACACUCAAAGCGUGAUUGGUAUUAUACGACUAUCGCUUGAGCCGUCAUCCGCCCAAGCACCUUCUUCUACGCUCAAAUUUAACGUUGUGAUGCGAGAUAUGGCUGGGUUUGCUGAGCGUGAAGGUACUGAGGUGCACGCACAGCUCUUUGUACCCGGGGUGUCUGAAGAAGGUGGUGCAACGACAACCCAAAUGAUCAGUGGCUUUGAUGAGACUCCUGUUCGAUUUGAGAGUGUUCAUAGCAUGAGCCUACCGUUAUCGAGCCCGCGGACUGCGUCAUUGAAAGUGUGCAUAUAUGCCAAGGUCACAUCUAUGCAUCUUGACAAGCUACUCAGUUGGGAUGACAUGCGUGACUCUUCUGAGAAACCACCACCUUCGAAAAGGAAAGCACCACGUAUCGCUGAAACUGAAUUCUACGCUGAAGAGCGGCAUGACGUUUUUGCGCGUAUCGAAAUUCUCGAACUUGCUGAAAGUGGUGAUUAUCUCCCGGUGGAAGUUAUACAAAGCAAUAGCAUGGAUGCGGGCACGUACCAGCUACAUCAAGGCCUACAACGCCGAGUUGCUAUUCACUUGACACACAGCUCUACGGAAAAUUUCCCAUGGGAAGACGUCAACAAUUUACGGGUUGGGUCAGUUCGCUUACUCGAUCCGUGGGGCAAGAUACCUGACCAAGACUUCAAAACACCGGAUGUCCCCCUUCGGCUAAUACAAGAGCCCAUGAUCAAAGACAAUGCUGAUGGGACAUCCAAUAUAACUAUCAUUGGACAAUGGGACUCGAGUCUUCAUGGCUCGCUGUUGCUGGAUCGUACCACCUCUGAUAAAUACCGGGUUCAGGUUUCCCUACGCUGGGACUUGGUGUCGUCCCGUGUACACGAUCCUAUUACUUUUGAACUUGGGCAAACUCUAGUGAUCCUCGGACGCACCUAUGUUCGUCAACAGUCACUCCUCAAGCAACUUUGGAGCCAAACACGAGUGGUGCAUUCCACUGUUGGUAUAUUCUCAGUCGCCAUCCGCCCAGUAUCAGCAAAACGCGCUGCGGACCUUUGGAGGAUGAACACUCAAAACGAUUAUGUGAAAGGCGAGGAAUUAUUGACUAGCUGGUCUCCUCGCAAAGUAUCACUCGUUCGAGAUUUUAUAGCAUCACGCAGGAGACGACAACGCGCCGCUGAAUUGGAGGCUGCUAGGGGCGCCCUGGGAGCCGACAACCUGUUACCAUCGCCCUGGAAAGGGAGUGGCCGGUCAACGCCAAUGCGCAAUCAGGAACUAUCUGAGCGACAAAACAAGCUCGUCCAAAAAUACAUCAGUCUCUGGUCUACGCGGAAAGACCCUACAGAGGCCAUUCUUGUCAAGACGAAUACAGACCAACCGAUGAAUGGGACUGCCCCAAGCAAAGCCUCGUCUACAUUGGACUCUGACAGCGGUUCGGAACACGGCUCAUCGCCACGCUAUGUGGCGAGCGUACAAACCCUAACAAAGAAUGCCACCGUUGCAAAGUCAAGCUAUCUCAUAAUGCCAGAUGACAGCAGUACGCAAUGGACACGGCGGUUUGUUGAGCUUCGUGGAUCCUACCUGCAUAUUUACUCUGUUCCUGACGGGGACGAGAUAAACAUGAUCAAUUUGCGCCACGCACGAGUAGACCAUGACCCGGACAUUGCAAGGCUCUUUGACGGGCCUGGGGCAGGACCAGACGGGCCCUCCUCUCGUGGACGUCCAAAUAUCUUUGCAGUGUACGGGCCACAAAACACAUUUCUUUUUGCAGCGCGAACCGAGGCGCAAAAGGUUGAGUGGAUUUUGAAGAUUGACCAGAGCUAUUUCAGCAAUAACGCUCCUAACAAUGGUCGCUAA